This is a messenger RNA of Corythoichthys intestinalis (scribbled pipefish), 3750 nucleotides long. It is a transcript of the gene umodl1, whose product is annotated as uromodulin-like 1. The transcript has 18 exons. The record is from RefSeq and is a predicted model, not a curated record. The coding region runs from base 1 to 3678 and encodes 1225 amino acids. Gene Ontology annotation, molecular function: peptidase inhibitor activity; protein binding; calcium ion binding. Gene Ontology annotation, cellular component: cell surface; extracellular region. Lineage: Eukaryota; Metazoa; Chordata; Actinopteri; Syngnathiformes; Syngnathidae.
AUGGGUUGGAAUUGUUCCGUUUGGGUGGUAUUUACCUUUCUGGUUCUCUACUCAAGGAAAACAGCCACAUAUGAAGGAAAUAGCCUGUCUGCAUCUGGCUACCAUCUAUGUAUUUACAACGAGACCCGCAAUUUGAGUUCCCUCGUGCUGCGACGGGUUCCUUAUACUGUGAGCAAGAGUUGCGGUGGCUGGCUUUUUUGGAUGGUGUGUCCAGUGACACUUUACAGAAUAGUUCAUCAAACUGAACACACGAUGCUGGAGGAGCAGGUGACCAGAUGCUGCCAUGGUUACGUACCAAUCGGAAGCUACUGUGCCCUGUCCUUAAAUUAUAGUGAGGAGUUUCUGACCAAACCUGGAUCCUGCCCAACUACAAAUGGAUCUUACUCUGAUGUUGAUGACUGUGACUGGGACAUAGAUUGUCCAGUGCAGCAAAAGUGCUGUGAGAGAUCAGGUCACCUUUUCUGCACUAACCCUGAAAGGUCAGCAAAUUACACACAGAAUGGGAGGAGCAGAUUCAAUGCAACAGUGACAGUGAAGACAGAUUAUGAGCAAUUGAUGAACAAUGGAGCGCUCCUUAACCAUACAAGAUUACUUCAAGCAAUGGUAACUGGAGCACUGCAGUUUGUCAAUUUUUCAGUCUAUUACCUCGCUUCCUGGCCUGUGCACCCUUAUAGAACUGCCACAUCGCUGUUGAUAGACUGCAGCCUUUCUCUUUCACUGCACAACAUCACAUCAAAGCUGCAUUUCCUCCUCAAACACAUACCCGAGGUGUCAGCUGUGACCGUUGGAGAUGUAAACGAGUGUGCGCAUCCUACUCUCCAUCAGUGCUCUCCACUGGCGCAAUGUAGCAACACAGUUGGUUCAUACCAGUGCGAGUGCCGUGGAGGCUAUCUUGAUGUUGACCCCAGCAAUCCUGGAACUCAUUGUGCAGAUACAAACAACAUUACCAUACAAGCCACCACAGAAGUCCCACCAUGUUCCACUUCACUGAUGAACAUAACUUCACUUCGGACUGCCGACAACGAAACUGUGGUUAGCUACCCUGUCACUGCAAACAACGUGUCCACGCCUUCAUUGAACACAAGUGCUGUCUUUCAAACUACAACGGAUGUGCUCACACUCACUCUCUGCACUUUUCCAGCCUCCCCUGGCAUCAGCAGAUUACAGUCUGCCAACAUCACUGGCACUUCUUUUUGUGUUUACUGGUCCAGCCUAAUCCCAGCAAACCAGACUUACUUGGUGGUUCUUAGUGAGGGCUCAGAGGUUAUUAGUAAAUGGACAACUGAGCAGACCAUGUUGGAACUGAAGAAUCUGCAACCAGGGGUUCUCUACAAUGUCACUGUUAAACUCCACACAAAUGAAAGCCAUUACAUUGCAAUCAAAACUGAUGCUCAAACCCUUGAUGCCACCACUCGACUAACCAACAUCCCGUUCACCGAAGACCUACACAAUACGAGCAGCCAGGCCUACAAAAAUCUUACUGCAAGCAUUUUAGACGAGAUCUAUCGAUCUCUGACACAAGAGAUAAAGGCAAUGGUGAAUUCAGGUCAGGUGAGAAUUGAGAUCAGGCAUCUUUCCCCAGGCAGUGUGGUGGUCAACUUCACAGUAAUCUUCAGCCCAGAUCAAGAACAAGACAUCAGAAACACAUCAUCAGCACUUCUCUAUUCACUAAUGAACAGCUCUAUAUACGUUAUGGAUGAAAACAACACAAUCAUCAGUGAUUUUGAUGAAUGUGUUCCAUUAGAAAAUGAUUGUUCCCAGUGGGCCGAAUGUACAAACACGUGGGGCUCCUACACAUGUUCUUGUCUAGAUGGAUUUUUGGACACUGAACCACAAAGGCCUGGUAGAGCCUGUCAAGCUAUCAUGGAGACAACAGCAUUGUUAUCCACAGUCAGCACUUUCCCUUUAUCUCGAUUAAUAACAUCAACUUAUCCUCCUAAUGGUCCAACAACUAUGACGAUGGUGCCAACAACCAGACCAAAUCUUCCAACAACCAUCACAACUGUACCAACAACUACCUCUAAUGUUCAAACAACAAUCACGAUGGUACCAACAAUUACCUCUAAUGCACUAACAACCCUCACUAUGGUCCCAACAACAACCCCUAUUCCUGCUACAACCUCCACCACAGUAUCAACAACCAUCACUCGGGUGACAACAGACACAACUUCUGCACCACCCACAACUCCUAAUGGUCCAACAACUAUGACGAUGGUGCCAACAACCAGACCAAAUCUUGCGACAACCUUCACAACUGUACCAACAACUACCCCUAACGUUCAAACAACAAUCACGAUGGUACCAACAAUUACCUCUAAUGCACCAACAACCCUCACUAUGCUCCCAAAAACAAACCCUACAACCUCCUCCAUAUUAACAACAACUGUGAUCACUGUACCAACAGCUGUCACUGUAACGCCAAAAGAUGCAAAUAACACACCAACAACAACUCCUAGUGGUCCAACAACCAUCACGAUGGUAUCAACUGCGGCCACAACUUCUACCGCAGUAUUGACAACUGUAACCACUGAACCAACAAGCAACCCCAUUGCAUCAACCACUCAUGUAAUUCAAACCACAACGCGACCCACAAAUGAACUCACAACCGAAAAUAUAGACCUGGCCUCUAAUGAUACGUCCAAUAGAAUGUAUUCAAUUCUGGGUGAUAUUUCAGUUGAUUGCACAGUUACUGGCAUUACAGUCACAGUGGCUAGAGAGUUUCUAGUUAAUCACAACAUCAAAGAGACAACCCUGUACCUCGGCCAUGAUAAGUGCGGGGUCACUAGGUUCAAUGCCAGCCAUGCUCAGCUGAUUGUGGAGUGGAAUGAGUGCGGCAUAAUAUUUGCACAAAAUGAAUCCUACUACACGGCUUCUGUUACUCUGUUCAGCAACAUGGAAACAUACCUGUCACCCAGCGGAACACUGGAGACACCCAAACUACGCCUGGAAGUUCCCAUAAUAUGCACCUACAUGAGGAGCAUGCUCAUGUCUGCUGACUUUGGCUCCAUGGGGUAUGAAUUAAUACAAGAUGUGAUUACAAGUUCGGGGAUGUUCCAGGUCACAGUACAGCUGUUGAACGGUACAUUUCCAUUACCUUACAACUACAGCUUAUCUCCGGAGGAGGCUGUGGUGGUAGAAGUGAGCAUGAAUACUUCAGCAGAAGAGAUCAAAGUAGUGAUCUACUCAUGCUGGGCUACUCCUACGCAAAAUCCGUUUGACGACAAACGCUUCGUCUUCCUGGACAACAGAUGUGCCCUCAACAUGUACACUGUUGUGUUGAUGAACGGAAACUCCAGCACAUCUCGUGUGUCCGUACAGAUAUUCUCCUUUGUCGAUGUCAAUUUGAUAUAUCUGCACUGCCACGUUCAGAUAUGUAUGCAGAUCGGAUCAGACACAUGUGUCCCUGAUUGCAUGCAAAGAACAUCUUCGUCUUCCAACAUCAUUGGAAGAAUGUUCGGUUCUACUGGGCCUUUGAUUAUGUCUGAGGAAGGGUCUCCAGAGAGUGAAUAUGACAAAAUCCAAAUGAUUGGACUGUGCAUCCUUGGAGUUGUUAUAGUACUCUUCUUCGUUAUCGGAUCUGCCUGUCUCUUCUACUAUCAAAGGAAUCGCAUUGGACAUUACAAUUUCAAUGCCAACUCCCAGUCACUACACAUCACUGAUAUCAACUUGAAUGCUUAAGUUUCAAUGCUGAACUAUUUGUGCCUUAAUGGUUUGUCAAUAGGGUUCCAUCGAGUUAAGGGAUGUCCAACA